Molecule: messenger RNA, 771 nt
Organism: Ostreococcus lucimarinus CCE9901
Lineage: Eukaryota; Viridiplantae; Chlorophyta; Mamiellophyceae; Mamiellales; Bathycoccaceae
Exons: 1
Coding region: 1-771 (256 amino acids)
Biological process (GO): isoprenoid biosynthetic process; isopentenyl diphosphate biosynthetic process
Cellular component (GO): cytoplasm
Molecular function (GO): isopentenyl-diphosphate delta-isomerase activity
Source: RefSeq, a predicted model, not a curated record
AUGGGCAAUCGUUCGUCCUCGACGUGGGACGCCACGCAAACGCAAGAAGACUUCAUGCGAAACGACCGCGUGAUCGUUGUUUCGGCCGCGGAUGACGUGCUCGGGAGCGAGACGAAGGAAAACGCGCACAAGUUCAUCGAAGGGUCGUCGACGACGCCGCGCGGGACGCUGCACCGAGCGUUUAGCGUGUUCCUGUUCGAUGACAGCGGACGGUUGCUGCUGCAACAGCGCGCGGCGAAUAAAAUUACAUUUCCGAGCGUUUGGACGAACACGUGCUGCUCGCAUCAGCUGACGGGACAGAAACCAGAUGAGAUGGACGACGCGUCGGCGAUCGCGAGCGGGGCGUGCGACGGCGCGAAACGCGCGGCGACGAGGAAAUUGAAACAUGAACUCGGUAUCGACGCCAAGGACGUGCCGACGGAGAGCAUCAAAUUUUUGACGCGUUUACAUUACUGCGCCGCGGAUGAGUUCGCCGAGAAUGCGAAUCAACCGGUGGGAGGGACGUGGGGCGAGCACGAGAUGGACUACAUUUUGUUUGCGAAAAUCGCGCGCGCGGGCGAGUCGUUGCCGAUGGCGGUAAACGCGGAAGAGAUCGACGACACGAAGUGGGUGACUGCAAGCGAACUUAAGGCGAUGAUGGACCAGUCCAGUGGGUUGCGAUGGAGUCCGUGGUUUAGGAUCAUCGCCGAGAAGUUCUUGUAUGCGUGGUGGACCGACUUGGACUCGCUCGACAAGCACGUCGACGUCGAGACGAUUCACAAGGUGAUGUAG